CGGUGCUGCUGCACCGGCUGCGGGCUGCCCCGCCUCGCCUCGCCCUGCCCUGGUGGGUGCUCGCCAGCAGCCGCUGCAGCUCGCCGGGGAGAGUUGGCCAAGCAGGGCAAGCAGCACCCAGCCUUGUAUACCAACUUCAAAUUCUGGACUAAGCGAUGCUCUGCUGAAAACAGCGAGACACCAGCCCACGUUUCCCUUCAGUGGCAUAGCAUCCAGUGAUUUUGCGUUGAUGGGAAUCCAAAAUUCAACAAGCCAGCAAUGAGACUGCUAACGUGCUGAGAACACUUCCAAUUUCAUUUGCUCACCGUUGGAAACGAGGAGGAUGAUUCCCGUGACCGAGUUUCGCCAGUUCUCAGAGCAGCAGCCAGCGUUCAGAGUGCUGAAGCCCUGGUGGGAUGUGUUCACGGACUAUCUCUCCGUCGCCAUGCUGAUGAUCGGUGUGUUUGGGUGCACGCUGCAGGUCAUGCAAGACAAGAUAAUAUGCCUUCCGAAACGAGUACAGCCUUGUCAGAACCAAUCUAAUAGCUCAAAUGCGUUUAGUACAAUCCCAGACACAACCCCUCUUCCUCCACCCAAGCCAUCCACUCCUCCAGCUACAGUUGAAAUGAAAGGGCUGAAGACUGAUUUGGACCUUCAACAAUACAGCUUUAUAAAUCAGGUGUGCUAUGAACGUGCCCUACACUGGUAUGCCAAGUACUUCCCUUACCUUGUCCUUAUACACACGCUUGUCUUCAUGCUGUGUAGUAACUUUUGGUUCAAAUUCCCUGGGUCGAGCUCUAAAAUUGAACACUUCAUUUCAAUACUUGGGAAAUGUUUUGAUUCUCCCUGGACAACGAGAGCCUUAUCCGAAGUAUCAGGAGAAGACUCUGAAGAGAAAGAUAACAGGAAGAACAACAUAAACAAGUCUAAUACUAUCCAGCCAAGCGCUGAAGGCACUUUGGUCAAGACACAGUCUUUAAAAUCAAUCCCCGAGAAGCUGGUUGUGGAUAAGGGAACGCCUGGGGCAUUAGACAAGAAAGAAGGUGAACAGGCCAAAGCACUGUUUGAAAAGGUGAAGAAAUUUAGACUGCAUGUUGAGGAGGGUGACAUACUCUAUGUCAUGUAUGUUCGCCAGACUGUGCUUAAGGUAAUUAAAUUCCUUAUUAUUAUUGCAUACAACACAGCACUCGUCUCAGAAGUUAAUUUUACAGUAGUCUGUAAUGUUGAUAUAGAAGACAUGACAGGAUACAAGAAUUUUUGCUGUAAUCACACGAUGGCACAUCUAUUCUCUAAACUCUCCUAUUGCUACCUGUGCUUUGUAAGCAUCUAUGGCCUCACAUGCCUUUAUACCUUAUACUGGUUGUUCUAUCGCUCGCUGAAAGAAUAUUCCUUCGAAUAUGUUCGGCAAGAGACAGGAAUUGAUGAUAUCCCAGAUGUCAAGAACGACUUUGCUUUUAUGCUUCAUAUGAUAGAUCAGUAUGAUCCUCUCUAUUCCAAGAGGUUUGCUGUCUUCCUGUCUGAAGUCAGUGAAAAUAAGCUGAAACAGCUGAACUUAAACAAUGAGUGGACUGCAGAUAAAUUGAGACAGCGGCUACAGAUGAACUCCCAUAGCCAUUUGGAGCUACAGCUUUUCAUGCUCUCUGGACUACCAGACACUGUUUUUGAAAUUACUGAGCUGCAGUCUUUAAAGCUUGAAAUUAUUAACAAUGUAAUGAUACCAGCGACCAUUGCACAGUUGGACAAUCUCCAGGAGCUCUCAUUACACCAAUGUUCUGUGAAGAUCCACAGUGCUGCCUUGGCAUUUCUGAAGGAGAAUCUCAAGAUCUUGAGCGUCAAGUUUGACGACAUCAGAGAACUUCCCCACUGGAUGUAUGGCCUCAGAAAUUUGGAAGAGCUCUAUUUAAUCGGCUCCCUAAGUCACGAUAUUUCCAAAAACAUUACGCUGGAGUCUUUUCGGGAACUUAAAAGCCUUAAAGUUCUUUACAUAAAAAGUAAUUUGUCUAAAAUCCCACAAUCUGCUGUCGAUGUUUCAAGUCAUCUUCAAAAAUUGUGCAUCCAUAAUGAUGGCACUAAGCUGGUGAUGCUCAACAACCUGAAGAAGAUGGUCAACUUGACACAGCUGGAAUUGGUUCACUGUGAUUUGGAGCGCAUACCUCACGCAGUCUUCAGCCUUCUCAGUCUUCAGGAGUUGGAUUUAAAGGAAAACAACCUCAAAUCAAUUGAAGAAAUAGUAAGUUUUCAACAUCUGAGAAAACUGACAAUCCUAAAGCUGUGGUACAACAGUAUAACAUACAUCCCAGAGCAUAUAAAGAAACUCACUAGUCUCGAACGGCUUUCCUUCAGCCAUAACAAAAUAGAGGUUCUUCCAUCCCACCUAUUCCUAUGCAACAAAAUCAGAUAUUUGGAUCUGUCUUACAAUGACAUUCGCUUUAUCCCACCUGAAAUAGGAGUUCUUCAGAGUUUACAGUACUUUUCCAUUACUUGCAACAAAGUGGAGAGUGUGCCAGAUGAACUAUACUUUUGCAAAAAACUUAAGACUCUGAAAAUUGGGAAAAAUAACUUGUCAGUCCUUUCACCUAAAAUUGGUAAUUUGGUAUUCCUCUCCCACUUGGAUAUUAAAGGCAAUCACUUUGAAAUUCUCCCAGCUGAACUUGGUGAAUGUAGGUCUUUGAAGAGGACUGGUUUCACUGUAGAGGACACCUUGUUUGAAACGUUGCCUUCUGAUGUCAGGGAACAAAUGAAAGCUGAAUAACUAACUUCCUCUUGCUCAGUUUUACAGAAAUAAUGCUUCUACCAAAUAUGCUGUAGAAAGUGCAUACUCUGAAUAUGCAUUUAGUUUGUGAUUUUUUUUUUCUUUUUCAGAAAGUCCUUUCUGUACAAAGCAAUUUGGAGUAAGGAGUACAUAUAUUUUUAAUAAAAUUUUCUCAUAUUUUUUCACUGUUUUAAGAUAUUUUAAGUUUAUUUUACCCUGAGAACAAGGGUGUCUGUAACUUAAUUUUUACUGGCAAAAGUAAAUGUUUUUAUCUGCUGAGUUUUUUUUUUUUUUUUUUAAUUUUGGCUAAUCCCAACAGGGGAACUGUGUUUAAAUUGUAUGCUUUGGAUUGCAUAAUUUGUAACAGGUGAUUAUAUUGUCUUCCUGGUUAAUCCCUUAGGAUGUGGUCUUCGACGGGUAAUCCUGCAGGUGUUGAGUGCCCUGUUCCCUCUUUUCUUCAGUGGGAGCUGACAUCUGGGUUGGCCUUCCUUUUAUUUAUGACACUUUUCUCACAUGGUUAAAGCAGGUAGAAAAGGUUCUGUAUGUACAAGGGCUGGAGGUAUCUUAAUGGGUCUGAGGGAGCAUGCAGAAUUCCUCCAGGGCCUUCUGGAAGGUUUAGUCCGGGUCUCCAUUCACAUGCAGCAGGAGGCACUGACUGCAGUUUCCCCUCCAGAGCUGGAAGAGUAAGGCCACAGGUCACAGAGGAGUCACUACCAAAAUGACUCAUGCUGAAGAUUUUCUGAACAAUGCAGAGAGGUUCAGGGGCCCAUUUCCUGCUGACCUGAGUGUAAGGGGUGCAAUGAACUCACUGUAUUGGAAAAGUCAAUGCAGGGAGAUGAAACACUAAUUUCAAAAAUCCCCUACCUAUCCUCCACUAAACGCCCAGUACAGCAAGUGAGCAAGUGUCCUCUGUGUCCCUCAAGGAUGCUGGGCACCUUGCAGGACUGGGAUUCAGAAAAAGUGCAAUCAUGUUUAGUUUGUAAAGCUUCUGGCAAGGAAAUGAUAGUAUUUUUAGCAGCUAAUAUGCUCCUUUUUUUGAGCUUUGGUAUUAUAUUACAAGCUCAGCACAGGAACAUUUGCAGAUUUGGAAAAAUGAGGUUAAAUGAAUACAUUAACUUCUCAAAACUCUCAGCCUACCAAAGGGCAGUGAUGAAGGCUAUAUUUUCAUCUCCCAAAUAGUAAUUAAAAUGGAAAUCAUACAGUUGGAUGUCAGCUUUUUGAAAUAUUUUAAUAAUCUGUAAUAUCUUUAAUGCAUCAGGCUGGGAACUUUGUCCUCUGAAACCAUUCUCAGUUGUUUAUUUAUCCAGCUUUUUUAAAAUUUAUCCAGCCUUUUAUUUAUCCAUCCUUUCUCUUAGGCAAGUUUGGCAGGUAUAGUCUUUGAUAACUCUCAUGCUACUCACAAGCUAAUUUAAGCUAAUAAAAACAACCAUAUAAAAAAUAACCAAGCAAAAUAUCUUGCUGGGAGGAGAUCUCUUCAUCCUCUCCAACGACGCAUAUUUGAGUCAGAUGCAGGCACUGGAUAAAUGCUUUGCAAGAAUAUCUAGGAGUAACUACUUCUUUCUGUAGGAGGCAAUGCUGUUUAUAAAUUGCAGAGGUUGAGUUGCAGAUUGUUUAAAGUUAUGUAAAAUAAUUUUUGAUGAUUGUCAGGUUGGUUGCUUUUCAAUGUUCUCUAACUGCCGUUGCAUGUCUUGAACUCCAGUUAAUCUGGGUUCUUGAGCUUAUUGUUGUUUUGAGCCUGAUUUAUAAAGGUGGGGAGACAAUCUAAAAUAAAUAUUUCCUCAUUAAUCCAGGGCAUGCUGCGCAAUCUGGUAAGUGGGCUUGCUACAUUACCAAGUCAGACUUGCUUUUUGCGCUUGGCUAUGUUCUGCAGAAAAUCUGUGUGAUUAAUGAGAAAUGGGUCAGGCGUGAAAGAAUCAGAACAAGCUUUUUUUUAAGUGGUUUAAUUUAGUUCUGUAAAAGACCUAUAACUGAUGUAGCUGUUGCAAGAGCUACUCUUACUCAUAUGGAAUGCACUUAUUGGAACAGCUUGGCAGUAUAUAUAUAUAUAUUCUAAAUGUAUUUCACUUUGAUGUAAUGUGAGGGAGAGAAAUGUUUCAUUGCUCAUAUUAACCUAAUUAUGUAAACCAAAGUGCUGUUGUCUCUGAUGAAUGUAAACUGUUUAAAAUGUCCAAGUAAUCGUUGGAGCUGUAUAGUUAUCCUAUUUAGAUUUGAAAUAUGGGAAUACAUUUGAAGUUUUUUAAAAAAAUCUUUAUAGUCCUAGAUGUAGCAUUUUAAAUCCAUAAUUUAUUUUGUGUCUAAUGUUUCAUGUGUAGUGGUCUAUCUUCUGAAUGGAAAUUAUGCACACCUCAUAACUGAAGGUUGGAGACUGGUUCUACACCUUUUUUAUUUUUUUUAUUUUUUUUAAUACAUCACUUAGAGGAUGUGGAGGUUUUGUUUGCCACUGAUUAUAUUUAUGUCAGGGCAAUCCCUCAUGUGGGCACAAUUACAUGAGUAUAAAGUGCCUAGUGCUGGUAUUUCUUUAUUUACCUUCUAGAUAGGAAAAAACUAUACCAGUGUAAGCACUUUCAUGCUAAUAACUGUAUCUCCUCCAAGGGUUUGGUGUUUGGUCUGCCGAGACAGCUUAGUCAAUCGAACAGCUAAUAACUGUAUCCCCUCCAAAAAGGGGCAGUUUCCUUCGUCCACCCCUGCUCCCAUCCCUGGCCACAUGGUCCAGCUGCUUCUCUCGUACCUCUACAGGUCUGGUGCUUGUCUGAUCCCUCCACAGGAUGUAUCAGUUUACUAAGCCAGCAGAAAACUAAGAAGCCAGUUAAAAAAAAAAAAAAAAAAAGGCAAAUCUGCUGGGUCGAUGGAUGCUAGGGUAGGAGCAGCAAGGGAACAGGACUCUGCAGCCAGGGUCUGGGCAAGGAGGAGGAAGGACAGGGCACUUUAGAGGUGCUAGGUCAGCUCGUCGUCUUGCCGAGCCACGUGCUUGGAGAGCUGGGCUGUUGCAUCUAUAGCAGGGUUAGGCAGCAUGCCUUUUGUGGGUAGAAAACCCUCAGGCUCGCAGUGAGUGAUAAAAUACCAAAUUACUGUUAAUUGCUUAAACUUAAUGGAACAAACUCAGGUAGCUGCACUGUUGACUUUUUCUAAACUUCUUACUGUCUGGUCUGGGGGGUGUAUUUUCCAAAACCGUAUUACAGUAUUUUAGAAGUGCAUCAACUAAGAGAAGAUUUUCCUAAUUCUGUAUGACCUCCAGAAAAAUAUGUAAAAGUGCCAUAUAUACUCAGUGAUUCAUGUACUGCUCAUAUGUAUAUUCACAUGCAAUUGCAUAAUAGAAGACUUUUCUGUGAACUAUAGUAUUUGACUUAGAAUGGAUGGACUUUUUGUGGAUAAUACUUCAGGCAUGGUUUCUAUGAGUUUAUAUAAUUAGUUACAUUAAUCAGGUGCCUAAAAAAUAAUACAAUUGCCAGAAUAUAAGCAAGGCAUUUUACAUUAUUGCUCAAAAAUAAUGUAAAUAUUCCUUGGUAAUGGAAGCAGAGAUGACAGAGUGCCUCAAAAAUAAGAAGACAACUUUAAUAGUAUAUUAAGCCUGAAAAACAAAUCUACUAUGUGAUCAAAAUCUGGAGAUGUACGCUUCCCCCUUUGUCACAAUUAGGAUUUGUGCUGACCUCGUGCAUCCAGCCAGUCCGGCAACUUUUGCAAGUUCGGAUUGGAAAGCGCCCGCUCCAAGACUCAUACCACAUUUCUGGCACUUCCAUUAAUUCAUGUGCUUAAGUGGUGACAAGUCCUGUAAGAAUGCCAAGGAAAAACUUUGAAAUUUGACCAAACGGACAAACACCUUAAUUCUGUAGCAAGAAUCUUAAUAUGAUAAUAGACCUGCCUAGUGUUACAUUGCAAUAUAGUACACCCAGGAAAAAGUGAAAUAAAAUGUUCUUUUGUAAUAAUGAA
Molecule: messenger RNA, 6658 nt
Organism: Oxyura jamaicensis (ruddy duck)
Lineage: Eukaryota; Metazoa; Chordata; Aves; Anseriformes; Anatidae
Gene: LRRC8C
Product: leucine rich repeat containing 8 VRAC subunit C
Exons: 4
Coding region: 323-2731 (802 amino acids)
Molecular function (GO): protein binding
Source: RefSeq, a predicted model, not a curated record